Messenger RNA from Alternaria ventricosa, 759 nucleotides. RefSeq lists its product as uncharacterized. The record is from RefSeq and is a predicted model, not a curated record. Gene Ontology annotation, cellular component: cytoplasm. Lineage: Eukaryota; Fungi; Ascomycota; Dothideomycetes; Pleosporales; Pleosporaceae. Gene Ontology annotation, molecular function: cysteine-type deubiquitinase activity. The transcript has a single exon. Gene Ontology annotation, biological process: protein deubiquitination; ubiquitin-dependent protein catabolic process. The coding region runs from base 1 to 759 and encodes 252 amino acids.
AUGUCUCAAGAGAUUCCGCAGAAGAUGCCGAAGAAGAUGUGGAACGUCCUCGAGAACAACCCAGAGGUCAUGAACCACCUGGCUCAAGACCUCGGUCUGGACACGACAGCGCUCUCUUUCUACGACAUCUACUCACUCACUGACUCCGACAUGCUGAGCUUCAUCCCGCGACCAGCGGUAGCACUACUUGUCAUCAUUCCUCUGACACCAACCUGGGACGAGGCCCGAACAACAGAAGACAAAGACAAGACCGAGUACGAGGGUAAAGGCGACGCCGAACCAGUCAUAUGGUUCAAGCAGACCAUAGGAAACGCGUGCGGUAGCAUAGGUCUAGUGCACUGUCUGCUCAACAGCGACGCUGCACAGCACAUCCAGCCCUCUUCAACCCUAGCCCAGAUCCGCGAAGACGCGCUACCAAAGCCCAUCUGGGAGCGCGCGAGAGUACUCGAAGACUCCGACGCGUUCGAGAAGGCUCACGCAGACGUCGUGAAAUUAGGAGAUUCUGCCGCGCCUGCAGAGAUCGAGGAGGCGCAUACCGGCCAGCAUUUUGUGGCUUUCGUCAAGGCGAAAGAUGGGCACCUGUGGGAACUUGAAGGUGGUCGCAUGGGUCCGCUUGAUCGGGGUGUGUUGGAGGAGGACGAGGAUGUGCUUAGUCCGGCUGCGUUGGAGAAGGGUAUUGGUCGUUUGAUGAGGAUUGAGUCUGAGAAAGGGGGAGAUCUGAGGUUCUCUGCGAUUGCGCUGGCUCCAGCGAUGAAGUGA